GUAAAACGAGGAAGACUUCCGGACAAACAAAACAAGCUUCCCCCAAAUGUCCUCGGGUGGACUAGGGUUUCGAUUUUCAAACGGAAAAGAGAGGGGGGUAAAUAUUGAGUCGAGUACGAGAUUCUAGUUGAAUUUUGUCGAAUUACCUCCUUCUUCAGAUUAUUGGGGGCAUUCUCGGAUGGGAACAUCUUCUGGAUCUCAUUUCAAUAAUCAAUCCUCAAUGCUGCCUCCUCGUCAACAGCCACGACCUGGAGGAGGGGGACUACAGACCUCCCUCUCUUUGGUCUCACCAGAUGCCUGUGGAUCUCCUAAUCUUCAUGAGCGUGGCUCAAAUUCUGAUCAGGUCCGUGAAUCCCCAUCAGAAAGUGCCAGUUCCCGAGAGACCUGGCCCACUGCUGAUGCUUUGGUAGCAAAGAAGCUCGAGAAGGAAAAAGAACGGGACAAUGGUUUUGCAGAGCACUCUGUUGUCCGGCAUAUUUCCAGCUCAAAUAAGAUGUCUCUUCGAGAUGUCGCCAGAGAAAGAGUGGAAGUAAUUGCAGAAAGAAUGCAAAACCUCCCAGACGAGUAUCUAGACAAGUUUAAAAAUGAACUUCGGGCUUUUCUUGAAGGUUUAGGUGGUUCGCAGCAAAGAGAAGAGUUCCUAUUUUUACAGAAGCUGGUUCAGAGUAGGGGUGACUUGACAGAGAAAACACUGAUUAUAGCUCACAGGGUUCAGCUAGAGAUUCUAGUUGCUAUAAAGACUGGAAUUCAGGCAUUUUUGCAUCCAAGUGUCAGCCUCUCUCAAGCUUCUCUUAUUGAUAUUUUCUUAUACAAGAGGUGCAGAAACAUAGCAUGUGGAAGUGCAUUACCGGCGGAUGACUGUACCUGUGAGUUGUGCUCAAAGAGAAAUGGUUUCUGCAACCUUUGCAUGUGUGUGAUCUGCAACAAGUUUGAUUUCGAGGUUAACACAUGCCGCUGGAUAGGGUGUGAUUUAUGUUCUCACUGGACUCACACUGAUUGUGCAAUUCGAAAUGGGCAGAUUGGCAUGGGCCCUUCUGUUAAAAAUGGAAUAAGUUCAGCGGAGAUGCUUUUUAGGUGCCGAGCUUGCAGUCGAACAUCUGAAUUAUUAGGGUGGGUAAAAGAUGUCUUCCAGCAUUGUGCACCAAACUGGGAUAGGGAUGCUUUGAUUAGAGAACUUGACUAUGUAAGUAGAAUUUUCCGUGGGAGUGAGGAUCCAAGAGGCCGGAAACUGUUCUGGAAAUGCGAGGAGCUCAUUGAGAAAUUGAAAAGUGGGGUGGCCGAACCUAUUCCUUGUAAAGCAAUAUUAAUGUUGUUUCAAGAGCUUGAGGCAGAUCCCUUGAAGAAUCAAGACACUGAAGAAGCUGGGAGGAUGAUAUCCCCACAGGAAGCGUUCAAUAGGAUAGCUGACGUAGUGCAAGAAGCUGUUAGAAAGAUGGAAAUGGUUGCGGAGGAGAAGAUGCGGAUGGUCAAAAAGGCCCGCUUAGCUGUAGAGGCUUGUGAGCAAGAGCUCAAGGACAAAGCUAGGGAAGUCGCUGCACUGAAGCUGGAAAGACAGAGGAAGAAGAUACAAAUUGAUGAGCUUGAAAGUAUUGUAAGACUUAAACAGGCUGAGGCUGAUAUGUUCGAGCUGAAAGCGAAUGAGGCUCGACGAGAAGCUGAGAGGCUGCAAAGAAUUGCACUUGCGAAGACGGAGAAGUCAGAAGAAGAUUAUGCGAGUAGGUAUCUCAAGCAAAGAUUGCAUGAGGCUGAAGCUGAGAAGCAGUAUUUAUUUGAAAAAAUUAAGCUUCAGGAAAGUUCGAGGGCGUCGCAGAGCAGUGCAGGAGCAAGUGACCCUUCCCAGAUGGUGUACAGCAAAAUCCAGGACCUCCUGAAGAACAUGUAUAACACACCUUCAAAAGCAGACACCCAAUCAACCGAUCUUCAUUCUCUGGGUGCACUUCCUUGAGUCUUGUCUGUCUGUACAUUAGAUAUUUACAUACUUGACUUGGUUUGAUUUUCUUUUAACAUUUCUGUGUGGAUGCUACUAAGCCUGUUGUUGCACUAAUUUCCUUUAGCAUAGGAAACAAGCUCAUGAACGUUUGGAUGCAAAUGUAUCUUUCCAUCUCUUGUGUGCUUGUGCAGGAAGCUACCUUGUGUCUCGUCUUUAGAGUGGUUAUGUUGCCUUUCCUACA
Sesamum indicum (sesame) is the source of this 2171-nucleotide messenger RNA. RefSeq names its product OBERON-like protein. Gene Ontology annotation, cellular component: nucleus. Gene Ontology annotation, biological process: regulation of gene expression; maintenance of root meristem identity; maintenance of shoot apical meristem identity. Lineage: Eukaryota; Viridiplantae; Streptophyta; Magnoliopsida; Lamiales; Pedaliaceae. The record is from RefSeq and is a predicted model, not a curated record.